CAUAGACACACAAAACUGAAAUAUUUUCAUCCAAAUUGCAUUUUUGUACACUAUUAGUUGGAGCGACCUUACGAAAUUCUCCUUGCAUUUGAUAAAGACAUUAACCAUGCAUCGCUGGUUUUUUGCCAACGAGCGGGAGGAGUGUGAGCCCAAGCCCGAGGAAGGGUCAGGGUCGGGUCAGGAUGCGGAAGAGGCGUCUACUCCACAACCAGUGCCCACCACCGAGUGGCCCUUCUGCGUGAAGUUCCAUCGUUCUCUCCUCGCCAACGAGUACGUGGCCAUAAGUGGCAACUGCGACUCACUGGGCAACUGUGAUCCCAAGAAGGUGUACAUCCUGGAGAAGAACGAGUGCCCUGACUGCGUGUGCAAGUGCCACCAGUUCGAGGCGACCCUAGAUAUACCUCGCAACAUCGACAUCCACUACCGCUACUGCGUGGUGGUGUACGAUCCCGAGGCGGAAGAAGUUUAUGUCCGCUUCUGGGAGUCGCAGCUCAAGCCCAGGGUCAUUCGCACCUGCCAGAACAUGCUGAAGCGGUGCGACACCUUUGGACUGCCGCACGACGACGACGAGGACAACCAGGUGGACCGUGGAUGGGCCACCACGGAGACCAUUGUGCACCUGAAGCUCUUCAAUGCUCCCUUUAUGUGGCAGCGGCAAAAGCAACGGCUUCUGUAUGUCCAUGUGCAGACGAUGUACGAGGUCCCCGAAGAUCCUUGCUCCGGGGCGAGUCAUCCCAUCAAGGUGGGAUCCUCCCUCACGCGCUUGUCGCGUUACAUUGAAGCACGCCAAAGCCGAAACGAAACCCUUGAUCUGCGACUGGCCCUGGUCGAGGUGGUUAACCUGCGCGCCUCCAAGUCGCUGGCCUUUCAGUCGGAGUUCGGAGUGCGGUGCGGACCCGAGGACUUGCAGUUGUUCCACUGUUCCAUCGCCUUUCCGGCGGAGACGCUCUACCGCCUGGAUCUGUACACCUACGCCCACAAGGCGGCUGCCGACGAACCACCCUACCACUACGGCUACGGCUUCCUGAUGCCGAAUCAGCUCCUGGGCACCGAGGGCUUCGCCCGGGUAAAGGUCACCUGCGCCUCCACCCACCGCCCACUGAUAGAGAUGUGCGUGCAGUACCUCAUCAUUCGCCCCUUGGAGAACGUCCACUGCGAUUUGAGUCGCAGUUACGAGCGUUACUGGCGCAAGAAUCGCAUGUGCAUGAGCAUCGGGCACAAGGGAUCGGGAAACACCUACCGGAUAGGCUGCGAUUUGGUCAGGGAGAACACCUUGUAUGGCUUCAAGCAGGCCGCCCUGGCCAAUGCGGACAUGGUGGAGAUGGAUGUCCAGCUCACGCAGGAUGCCCAGGUGGUGGUGUACCACGACUUUGUGCUGCGAUUCCUGCUGCAACGGAUGCCCAGUUACGAGGAUCUGCUGGAGAACCAGGACCUGCUGGUAUUCGCCUACGAGAAACUGAACAAGCUGAUGCUGCUUUCCAUGGGAGGGUGCAAGGGAAAGGACCAUAUUGCCGUUCCACUGGAGGCAUUCACCUACGAACAGCUGAAGGAAGUUAGGGUCCUGCGAUUCACGGGCAGCAAGGGCUGCGACAAGUCCUGCGAUCGAAUGCAGGCGGAGCAGCGUCCAUUUCCUCUCCUCUUGGACCUCAUGGAUCCGGAUGUUCUGCCCGUUGGAAUGGGCUUUCUCAUCGAGAUCAAGUGGCCCCAGAUGACCAAUUCGCGGCGUUGGGAGAGCGGGAGCUUCAAGCCCACCUUUGACCGAAAUUUCUAUGUGGACACAAUUCUGGAGAUUGUCUUGAAGAACGCCGGAACGCGGCGCAUUGUCUUCUGCAGCUUUGAUGCCGAUAUCUGUGUUAUGGUUCGGUAUAAGCAGAACUUAUAUCCUGUCACUCUUCUCCUCGAGGAUCCGAAUUCCCAGGUCCAGUACGCUGACCAGAGAGUAAGCGUGCUGGAAAACGCCGUGGCGAUGGGUCACUCCCUCGAGUUUUUGGGACUGACCCUGCACGCCAAUUCGCUGCUGAACAAGUUCGCGACUAUGGCAUUCCUGCAUCAAAUGAAUCUGGAGGCCUUCGCGUAUGGAAGUCCCACCACGGACCUGGAGAUUCGCAACAAGCUAAGACGCCACGGGGUGCUGGGAAUCAUCUAUGACCGGCUGGACCAGCUGGACCAAAUGGGCGAGGAGCUGGAAGGGAACACCAUCUGCACCAUCGAUUCGGUGACCACAAGACGAGUGAUUCGCGAGACGGAGCUGGAGGAGUGGCGCCAAAAGUGUGGCUACAAGCCAGAGACCAUAUACGUAGAAAAAAACAUAUAUAUGGAUUGAUUCCCCCUCUUUAGUAAAAUAUCGAAAGUAAUGUGUCCUGUGAUAACCGUU
This is a messenger RNA of Drosophila rhopaloa, 2374 nucleotides long. RefSeq names its product glycerophosphocholine phosphodiesterase GPCPD1. Gene Ontology annotation, biological process: glycerophospholipid catabolic process. Bases 107 to 2323 code for a protein of 738 amino acids. The transcript has a single exon. Lineage: Eukaryota; Metazoa; Arthropoda; Insecta; Diptera; Drosophilidae. The record is from RefSeq and is a predicted model, not a curated record. Gene Ontology annotation, molecular function: starch binding; glycerophosphocholine phosphodiesterase activity.